UAGCGUGUCAUAAAAAUGAUUCAUUUAUUAACAAGUGUUUAUUUUGACAAACUAUUCAGGGUAUAGUGGUCACUCCGACUUAUCUUGUUUGCACACAGUAAAUUGCUCAAUAAGUAUUUCGUUGUUAAGCAUUUAGGUGAUGUAAAUCCACCAACAAACAUUUUAACAAUCGCCACACUUUAUAAAUAUUUAAUAGACAAGUUGACAGUCUCGUAGUGGGAGUUAUGUCGACGUACAAGAUAACUUACUUUAACGGGAGGGGGAGAGGAGAAUUAACUCGACUCCUUCUAGUGGCAGCUGGACAAAAAUUUGAAGAUGAACGAGUGACCAGAGAGGAAUGGCAGAAAUUGAAACCAAAUAUGCCACAAGGAACGGUACCUGUGUUGACUGUGAAUGGUAAAAUGUUACCUCAGAGUGGAGCUAUAAACCGGUACCUCGCUAGGAAAUUAGAUUUUUAUGGUAAAACAAAUGAAGAAAUGACGACGAAUGAUAUUAUCAUGGAAACAGUAACUGAUUUUAGAUCUAAGUUAAUCCAGGCCCAUUUGGAACAGGACGACGCAAAAAAGGCAGAACUUUUUAAAAAUAUCAAAGAACAGACAAUUCCCAAUUUCAUUAAGCAGAUGGAGAAUCUUCUCUGUGAAAAUAAUGAUGGCAGUGGAUUUUUUGUUGGCUCUGCGAUAACCGUCGGAGAUUUAGCCUUAUUAGACGUGAUGGAAGUUGUUAUCGGACUAAUAUUACCAACGGCAUUAGACCAAUCAGAAAAGUUAAAAGCUCACCGUGAACGUGUGUCAAAAUCUCCGAGAAUAAAAGAAUGGUUAGAAAAAAGACCAAAAACGGAUAUGUAAUUUUCAUAAAUAAACAAUUGAGAGGUUACUAAAAGAAGCCACUGACAGCUGGAGAAAAAGACUUAGUGAUCCUUUAUAAAAGCCCUUCCAUUAUUAUGUGACUUAAGAUUUUUAAAUUUGCGACACUACUGAGUUAUAUAAGUUAUAAAAGUGAGUGAAGUUCGAGGAUUAUAUGAUAAAAAAAUCUAAAACCAAGAUUUUUUGGCAAAUUGUGUUGUUUCUUAGAGUAACCUCUUUCUGUUUACUGAAUUUUUAUAAACUAAUCCUUGACAAUCAAUAGACUGAACUAUUUCAUGAAUAUGUGGUUUUGAAGUUAAUUGUACAUAACACAGACAAUUCUUCGAAAUAAAUUACAGCUUAUAUUGAUCAGUAUAUGUAUGCGAGUGAGUUGAGUGUUGAAAGGGGUGAAACAAUUGGUAUUGAAAGUAUAUAAAUUUUUAAAAAUGUAA
This is a messenger RNA of Mytilus californianus (California mussel), 1294 nucleotides long. RefSeq names its product glutathione S-transferase 3-like. The coding region runs from base 225 to 845 and encodes 206 amino acids. The transcript is spliced from 5 exons. Gene Ontology annotation, biological process: glutathione metabolic process. NCBI's taxonomy places the organism in Eukaryota, Metazoa, Mollusca, Bivalvia, Mytilida, Mytilidae. The record is from RefSeq and is a predicted model, not a curated record. Gene Ontology annotation, molecular function: glutathione transferase activity.